Molecule: messenger RNA, 770 nt
Organism: Thecamonas trahens ATCC 50062
Lineage: Eukaryota; Apusomonadida; Apusomonadidae
Exons: 2
Coding region: 14-763 (249 amino acids)
Source: RefSeq, a predicted model, not a curated record
ACGAAAAAAUCUGAUGCAGCCUCACAUCGCCAAGGUGAAGGAGGGCGUCAAGGAAAUGAAUCCCACGGUUGUGGCGUGGAAGCCGUUUGUUGCCCUCCUUGUUUCUGUCCUCACUUUUAUCUUUAUCUGCGUCGCUAUGGGUACGCUGGAGUGGGUGAAGUUUGACGAUGGCCACGUUGGCCUGUUCAAGGGCUGCGCCAAGGGCGUUGGCUGCAAGUCCAUCUCGUACUUUGAGAAGCACUACGACUCCAAGUACAAGAAGUUCCGGCACGGCGGCGGCGCGGCGUUCACCUUUCUCUUCUUUGGCUUUCUCGCGCUGAUGGUGGCGCUGGCGGCCAAUGUGGUGGCCAUCUGGGAGAUCUUCACGAACGUCAUUUCGCUGGAGCAGGCGCGGUUGACAGCGAUGGUGGGCUACUUUGCAGUGGCGGGCAACGUGGCCUUUGCUUGGUUCCUCUAUCUGUGUGUUGUGGGCAAGCCAAAGGUGAGCGGGACCAAGGGCAAGUACUCGACGGGCUUUGGCAUGGCGUUCAUGACCAUGAUCUGGGGCAUCGUGUCGGCCGUGUUGAUGCUCUUCGAGCGGAAGGGCAUGUACCACGUUGGCGGGCGGCGGUUUUCGCUCAAGCAGAGGCAGUUUGUGCCCGACGGUGACACGCAGGGUCUUGCCGACAAGUCGGCUGCGCAUGGUGCGACAGCGUACGGCGCAACCGCGUCUGCGACGACCAACGCGACGCCGUACACGCCUGCGACCGCCGCGUCGCCCUAGAAGUUAC